Populus trichocarpa (black cottonwood) is the source of this 1449-nucleotide messenger RNA. RefSeq names its product protein ABIL2. Lineage: Eukaryota; Viridiplantae; Streptophyta; Magnoliopsida; Malpighiales; Salicaceae. The coding region runs from base 367 to 1305 and encodes 312 amino acids. The transcript is spliced from 10 exons. The record is from RefSeq and is a predicted model, not a curated record.
GGGGUAGUUAUAGUGAUGCAGCAGCCACUACUUGUUUUUCACUUCAUAUUGAUGUUCGUCCUAAAUUUGAAAACACUGAAACAACCAAAUGGUUGAUAUGAGGCUAGUUCCUGCAAAAAAAACCUAAGCUAACAGCAGAUAAAAUAUAUCAUUUUCUCUAAAACAAUAAUCUCACUAUCAUCUUUUGUUUUUAGUUGAAAGUAAGUCAAGAGACUUCAUAUAGUGCGAUGCCCUUUACUUCGUUUUUAUUGUUUUUCAGUGCCUGGCUAUACAUCAGAAAUAGUGAGUGGAUUCGGGAUUGAAUUUCCAGUUCCAGAUUAAUUAACAACAAGGAAGACCAGCUAAAAAGAGCCAGGUUUCAUUGUCAUGGAUAAUAGCAAGACCUCAUCCUCUUCAGUAAAUGGUCCUCAAGAACCUUCUAAUCAUGAUGAACUUUUCAUGAAGCAGAGCUUGCUCUUUUCUGAUACUCUCAAGGACUUGAAGAACCUUAGGAAGCAGUUAUACUCAGCAGCCGAUUAUUUUGAAUUAGCUUACUACAAAGAGGACCAAAAACAAAUAGUGGUUGAGACCUUGAAAGAUUAUGCCAUCAAAGCUUUGGUCAGUACUGUUGACCACUUGGGUUCUGUAGCAUACAAAGUUAACAAAUUUUUAGAUCAAGAGAUUGGUGAAGUUUCAGAAAUGGAGCUUCGUUUCUUUUGCACCGAACAGAGACUGGAAGCAUGCCAAGAAUAUAUCAACCAAGGUGGCCUUUCACAACAGUCAUUGGCAAUAAAAACUCCAAAGCACCAAAAGCGGUACAUUUUUCCAGUUGAUGAGGAGAACAUGGAUGCACAUAGCCAUACUAAAUCAAAGUAUCACAGUAGAAGCUUUAGUACUGAACACAACUUGCUUGAUUUAAAAAAUGCUGUUCAAGCAACAAUCAAAGGAGCUCCUUCUUCCUUGAGAGAAAGGCAUUCUAAAUCACAGUCUCCACAAUUCUACUCAAGACAAGGAGCAUUUACGAUCACAAGGACUUCAACCAACAACAAACCUGAAAGAAGAUCAUCCUCUCCGCAACACUUUCCGCUCAUACGUUCUGGAUCUCUUCUCAAGGGACCAGUAUCUUCAAAUUAUACUAAUGCACGACGAAGGUAUCCAUCUGAGCCUCGGAGAUCAGUUUCGUUGUCCAUGUAUUCGGAAAGAGACAAGACAAAAGAUAGCGAUCAGCAAUAUUCUGGCAAGAGCAAACGCCUGUUUAAGGCCUUGCUCCGCAUGCGCAAGUCUAGAAAGGAAGGCUCCCUGUAUAAAUAUUUGGAUGAGAUUUGAAACAGCAAAACAAAUGGAGAUCAUGCAUGAUAGGAAACAACAGACAGACUAUCUGUACUUUCUGGUUGAUAAUUUGUACUCUCUCUGUUUUAAGAUUCAGUUUCUUAAUGUAGGAGAUUUCAAUAUAUGCCCCCUUAUUCAUAA